Molecule: messenger RNA, 702 nt
Organism: Nannizzia gypsea CBS 118893
Lineage: Eukaryota; Fungi; Ascomycota; Eurotiomycetes; Onygenales; Arthrodermataceae
Exons: 1
Coding region: 1-702 (233 amino acids)
Source: RefSeq, a predicted model, not a curated record
AUGGACCCCAACGAUGCAGCCGGGAUGCACCUCCCAACGCUUUACAAUGAACUAAUGGAGAGCUAUUGUACUCUAAAUCGAGCCAGCAAGCCUCCAUUGCCCUAUUUUUCAGGGCAGGAGUUUACCGUCAGUUCUCAUACUCCUCCACCUCCAAUGGCUAGACCACCUUCGGGAUUAUUUACACUGGAUAUUAAUGGACGCUUUGAGAGACAACUGAAACACCCUCUCGAACGCUGUCUGAUACACCCUCCCUCCCCGGGCCACGCUGGGCACCAAUUUGUCCGUUUUAAAAUAUCCAGGGAAAUUCGAUUUCGAGACAAUCACAGCUCACAGGUAGGGCUUGUCGAUAUUUUGGAUGUUCAUCCUACCAAAGCCAAAGGGCCAUGGAAAAAUACAACUCUAUUAGCCAAAUUUUAUGAUCCUCUUUACAACGACCAUGAUUCAGAGUUAGACGACCCCUUUUAUCUUCAAGAUUACAACUAUUCGCACGAAGUUGCGGCGUAUUUAGCCUUGGAACCAUUGCAUGGAAAGUGUAUACCUAAAUUAUACGGGUCGUUCACUCUGGAGUUACCUGCUCCGGGACAAAAUACGAAUCGUCUUGUCCGGUUGAUUCUCUUGGAGUAUAUCCCUGGACGGUCAAUGGCAUCAUUUAGGCCCGGAGACUUUUCCCAGCAAGAACGCCAGGGAAUUUGGACCGCCUGA